CGUAGCCCAGUAGCCCGUGUGCGAGUCCUACUACACUAGAUAUCUCGUUUGUAGGGCAGGGUCGCGGGGCGAGGGGGAAAAAAGGGGGGGUUAGGGGGGGUGAGAACGGCCUUUAUCGAGCGGCUUCUGCGCGAGCUCGCCUCGACGUUCUCGACGUUUUCACCCUCAGGGGCGGAUUACCCCCUCCGACACGUCGCCGGGAACAUCGCGGAACGUGUGAUUGCUGUCUCUUGGCUCGGAAGACAUCGCGAGGAGUUUUAAUCCUCAUUCAAGUCAGACGAGGAAUUUGCUGAUCUAACAGCAAAGGAACUCUAAUUUAAAACUCGCGGAGAUUCUCUUCCAUUUCUUAAUUGUAGAUUUUUUAUUCACAAUAUUAUUAUUUAUCUAGAGACUAGUAAGAUUGAGUACAGAUUAUAAUCUUUUUAAAUUCCAGAAAAUCUGCAUAUACGCCCCUACGUCGUCAGAGUCUCGCGGAGACAGGGGUUUCUUCAUCUCGAGCCAGGAUCCGAACCGUCUGAAUUCGGUCCUGCCGAUCCCCACCGCGUGUCGCGCCUUCUACCCCUUCCCAUCUCGUGGCGACAAAUCUGUUACGAGAUUUCCACCUUCAUCCUCGCCCACCUCAUGGCAAUGAAUUUGAACGGGACGCAGAUUCCCGCGAACGGGGUGAGAACGACGACGUUGGGCAUUCGCGGCGUCUGCGUCGGCUCCUAAAGAGAAAGGGAGAGAAAGAGUAUGAUUCUCCCUCUGUCUUUCGCCGCGGAUCCAGACGCUAUCUUCGGUUCCGGGCCCAGCGCGGCGGGCGAGAUUAUAGUUCCUCGAGAAGGACGGCCGGAAUGUCCCUCCCGACGGUGUCUCGCCACCGACACGUCGGGCUGAUCUAGCCUGUCGGGCUAAACGUCAUCCACCGCGACAAUCGAUCGCAAUAGUGCUUCAAGAGCUCAAGGUGUGCGUUCUCCGAGUGUGCGAGUCUGCGACCGUUCUCGCGACGUGUGGAUCGUCGUUCUUCGUCGUCUGUCAUCCGUCUGGUCCCGACGGCGCUCCCAGGAGGUGUCUCAGGUGUCUCAGAACGUCACGAUCGCAGCAGGUAACUUCCUAAAGACGGUUCUAUUUUUUCGAGACACACCACUACAUAGACACCGCUUUGUGCAUUGGAAAGUCGAUCGCUCCGGCUCGCGCGCCGAAGGUCCGCUUAAAACACGGCUCCUUUUCGUUUCCCGUGGCCGCCCGAGGCCAGGCGAGGCAGAAUCCGCAUGUAAAUGGAAUCUUCCCCGUUGAGACAACCAUACGGGAGUUCUUCGAUAAAGGGGCCGCGAAAAGCAAGUCGUGAAUAUAAAUGCGCCCUCGCGCUUUGAGAAUCAGAACGUGCCGGAUGCCCCCGUUCCCUGAAACGCAGCCUCGCAUUACACAGACAGAUGCAGGUGUCCCGCGUUAUCAAGAGGCACGAUUGCAAAAGUGAUAAGCGAGACGGAGACUCUUCCAACGUAGAAAAUUCAGAAUAACGUCAUGCAUGAUAAUGUUAUCGGGAGCUGGAAUAAAUCUAACACGCCGAUUACCGUGUUAGAGUAAUAACGUAAAUUAUCAAGGCGACAGACAAAAGAACAGAGACAAAGAUAGAGAGAGAGAGAGAGUGAUAAUACUGCGAAUGUCGAAGGAAAAGGUGGAUGGAAUCGAGAGACACGUUGUCCAUGCAUUUUCGCGCUGCGUGCCGCCGAUGAUACGAGCGAAUACGCGUCAGCUUACCGGAGCCUCGAUCUGUUCGUCGACGAUGCUGCUUGACAAACAACACCACCUCCUUGCCCAUGAGGAUCGAAUCGGAUCGUCGAGAAAUAAACUCAAGAGACUGAAGAUGACGACGGCUGAACGAAGACCUGUGCACGACCUGUCGCGUUUUUAAACAGCAGAUAAACUAAGAACGCGCUCACCAUCGCGCCGGCAUCAUGGGGAAUGGCAUGAACAAGGUGCUUCCUGGUCUUUAUAUAGGUAAUUAUCAGGACAGCAAGGACGCCGAUCAGCUGGAGCGUUUCGAAAUCACGCAUAUUCUGGCUAUUCACGACACGGCCCGCCGUUUGCAUUCCGACAAGCAUUACCUAUGCAUCUUGGCCGCCGACAGUCCCGAUCAGAACUUAACGCAGUAUUUUUCUCUGUGCAACGACUUCAUUCAUUCCGCCCGUCUUCGCGGUGGAAACGUUCUGAUCCAUUGUCUUGCAGGAAUGUCAAGGAGCGUGACAGUAGCGGUGGCCUACAUCAUGAGCACCACUAAUCUCUCCUGGAAAGAGGCGCUUAAAGUCGUUAGGGUCGGUCGAUCCAUUGCAAAUCCGAAUGCCGGUUUUCAACAGCAGCUCAAAGACUUCGAAUCUAGCCGCUUACAAGACGAGCGUAAUAGGUUGAAAGAGCGAUUUCCCAGUCUCGCUCUCGCCGAAUCCGACGCCGAGGUCUGCAGCUCUACCCUGAGGAAUUACGAAACGCUGGCCCUAGCGAAAGAGGUGUGCGAGGGUAAGUGCGCCAUGGGACGCACUUGUCCAACCGGGCUUUGCCGUCAGGCAACUUCUAAGAGGACUCUAAGAAGAAAGUCAUCCACCAGCAGUAUCGGAAGCGCGUCAUCCGGCAGGACACCUCCGCAAACACCCCGGAUGCUUCCGUCCGCGCCACCCUCGCCGGCUUUGCACAGAUCAUCCAGCAUUGUGUCCACAUCGAGACCACGGAGUGGACCGGCAGGAUUGCAUUCUUACACCGGAGGAUCCGCUCCACCUUCUAGAACUGCGUCGAGGGUGGACCUUUCGGCGGCAGUGGCUUGCAGCAGCAGCAACGCCAGCCUCUCCGCCGUGGGCAGAUCGAGCGCGUUCUCCAGUAGCAACUGGCGAUUGACCGCCGGUUCCGCGCCGAACACGCCGAGACCGACGCCGCCGGUCUCGCCGCAAUGCUGGCCGAGGCGACUCUCGAAUCGGCAGACGCCGCAGUUGCCAGUACCACCGGAUUCACCGGAAUCCCAUCCUUCGACAAUGACGUAGCAGCGGGAGUUGCGCGGUUCUCUAUCGAGCCUGAUGGAAUAACGAGCCGAAGGAGAUCGGCGAACCGCUCGAGGAUUUUACCACCAACAUUAUGCGCUCUUCAUCGUCGGCAGAUUAAAUUACGAAUUUGCUAUCAUUUUUUGGACGCGAUUAUUUGGAUGAGUCCUGGGAGGAAAUUUCCGGUAAAAGAGAAAGGAAAGAUUUCGAUGAAGGUAUCUAUGAAUUAUAUAAAGACGUGCCUGCGAAUGUUUUUUACAUGUUUGGGACAUUUGGGAUAUUUAGUGGAACGUAUAAUCCGGCGGAGUUUGAAACACUAUUACGGAUAAAUAAUGAUCUAUGUGAUUUUGCAAGAUGGUAUGUGUCGGCUCGAUUUGAACUCGGGUCGGCGAGGAAAACGACGAUACAUGCGCGUAAUGCGUUGUUGGAAAUUGUUGGUGACAUUAACUUAUACAAGUUGUUACAUGUUGUUGCUUAUAUACUCAGCGAGAAAGUGCUUUUACCGCGAAUGGGAUGGGAAACAACAAGAUUCUCUUCGUACGCAUCGGGAACACUUUGUGUUUUAAAUUUCGCGUCCUACGAUUAUCUUCGUCCUGAUGAUUAGAUUCUCUCAACGGAGAGAUACGAGUAACGACAUCGAUGGAUACUGUGACAAUCUGUUAUUCAAAUAUAUCACGAGGUUGAAUUAGUACGCUCGCGUAACGGAUCGAUGUGUGAGGUGAAGUAGUAAAUUGGAAAGAUUGACACAUUCGGGACAUGGUAUUAAUCCUUUGGGGCUUUAUCGGUUACAACGAUAAUUGCGUGCAAUUAAGUGCGACUGGUUAUUUCGCGCUUUUUACGGCGUCGUUCAAUCGCGCUAAUAAUGCGCUCGUUAACGAUUCCCGCGUGCAAUUUCUCCCUCGGAGAUAAUGCGCGAAUCGUUACCACCUAAUCAUUGGUUGUGAAAAAGAAUAUUGCUCAAAGCGGCAAUUAUGCAAUACAUACAACAACGUUCCCAAAGGAUUAAUUAGAAAAGGAAAAAAUAUAUAUAAUCGAACACAUGAGCGCUCAAAUGUAGCUUGAUAGUUUUGAAAUUGAUCGCGUAGCGUAAAGUGAAGAGUCGUCGAAGAAUAUUUUUCGAUAGAACUUGCGGUGUGUGUGUGUGUGUG
Temnothorax curvispinosus is the source of this 4153-nucleotide messenger RNA. RefSeq names its product dual specificity protein phosphatase 22-B-like. NCBI's taxonomy places the organism in Eukaryota, Metazoa, Arthropoda, Insecta, Hymenoptera, Formicidae. Bases 1938 to 3008 code for a protein of 356 amino acids. Gene Ontology annotation, biological process: protein dephosphorylation. The transcript is spliced from 8 exons. Gene Ontology annotation, cellular component: cytosol. The record is from RefSeq and is a predicted model, not a curated record. Gene Ontology annotation, molecular function: protein tyrosine/serine/threonine phosphatase activity.